AUGGAAGCAGCAGCAGGAGAUGAGGAGAGGCCCUUGCUCCAUCAUCACCCUCCUCCUGGCCUCUAUCAGCUUUGCUGUAUCAUGCAGAAUGGGGAUUCAAGGUUAAAUACUUGCGAUGGAACCGUCGAUGUCAACGGACAACCAGCUGCUAAGGCGAGCACGGGAAACUGGAGAGCCUGCUUCUUCAUUUUAGGUAUCGAAUUCAGCGAGUGCUUGGCCUACUUCGCCAUCUCUAAGAACUUAGUCACCUACCUCACCAGUGUGCUCGACGAAAGCAACAUUGAGGCAGCAAGGAAUGUGUCCACUUGGAUUGGCACAACAUUCUUCACGCCACUUGUCGGAGCUUUCUUGGCAGACACAUAUUGGGGAAGAUACAAGACAAUCGUGAUUUUUCUCUCGAUUUACACCGUUGGGAUGCUUGUGCUGACGUUUUCGGCGAUACUCCCAUCGUUGAUGCAAUCCUCCAACCAUCAUGAGAUCCACCGUGUUGCCGUCUACGCAGGACUCUAUCUUACAGCCCUUGGCAACGGUGGCAUCAAGCCCUGCACUUCUGCCUUCGGCGCGGACCAGUUUGACAUGGCUGACCCAGCGGAGCGCGUGAAGAAGGGAUCCUUCUUCAACUGGUACUUCUUCUCGAUCAACGUUGGCUCCCUUCUAUCGACCACUGUGAUUGUCUGGGUGCAGGAUAAUGUCGGUUGGGGGAUCGGCUUCGCCGUACCGAUGAUCCUCAUGAGCCUCGGUUUCGCGGUGUUUGUAACCGGUAGGAGGGUGUACAGGUACAAGACACUAGGAGAGAGCCCCAUGACAAGAGUGUCCCAGGUUGUUGUUGCAGCUGCAAGGAAUUGCCAUAUGGAGUUGCCUGAUAAUAGCUCAGCCUUGCAUCACCUACCUUCACCGCCAAUAGAGACUACCUUCAAGGUUCACCAUACCACUCAGUUCAGAUUUUUGGACAAGGCUGCUAUUGUGCCACCCCCGACGCCGGGGAAGAAGGACGUGGAGGCGGGUCCGUGGAGGCUAUGCACGAUGCCUCAGGUGGAGGAGGUGAAGAUGCUGCUGCGGUUGUGCCCUGCGUGGGUGUCCAUGGUGGUCUUCUUCAUGAUCACAGCGCAGAUGUCGUCGACGCUGAUUGAGCAGGGCAUGGCGAUGGACAACCACGUCGGGCCAUUCACCGUGCCACCAGCCUCCCUUGCAGGCUUCGACGUGGUUGCAAUGCUCGUGUUGAUCCCCGUGUACGACGCUGUGCUGGUGCCCUUCGCACGGCACGCCACCGGCCUCGACCGGGGCCUCUCGCAUCCGCAGCGCCUCGGUGUCGGUCUCGCGCUGUCCAUGCUCGCCAUGGCCUACUCGGCGUUACUUGAGAGGAACCGGCUCGCGGUGGCCGCAACCGGAGCAACAGUGAGCAUCAUGUGGCAGGCACCGGCGUACGCAAUACUGGGCGCCGGGGAGGUGUUCGCGGCCAUUGGCGUGAUCGAGCUCUUCUACGACCAAGCGCCCGACAGCAUGAGGAGCCUGUGCACCGCACUCGCGCAGCUUGCUGUCGCAGCGGGGAACUACCUUAACUCGGCCGUGUUGGGCUCCGUCGCGUCUGCCACGGGAUGGAUCCCGGAGGACCUCGACGACGGCCACCUGGACUACUUCUUCUGGCUGAUGGCGGUGCUCGGCGCCCUGAACCUGCUCCAAUUCUUGCUCUGCUCCAUUCCGGCCAUGAGGCAGAGCGGCAGGUAG
Messenger RNA from Triticum turgidum subsp. durum (durum wheat), 1725 nucleotides. NCBI's taxonomy places the organism in Eukaryota, Viridiplantae, Streptophyta, Magnoliopsida, Poales, Poaceae. The record is from the annotation of a GenBank genome assembly.